This is a messenger RNA of Closterium sp. NIES-65, 1791 nucleotides long. NCBI's taxonomy places the organism in Eukaryota, Viridiplantae, Streptophyta, Zygnematophyceae, Desmidiales, Closteriaceae. The record is from the annotation of a GenBank genome assembly.
AUGUGCUUGCACUCCGGAUUGGAGCCUAGAUUUUACGACCUACUGCCCGAGAACAACUGGGAGGUGGAUCUCGGGCAGGUUGCAAAACUUCGUGAUGAGCGCACAGUGGCUAUACUGAUCCUCACCACAGCAGCGGCCCUCCGUCUACCAAUCAUAGCCGACGAGGUGUACGAGGGCAUCGCCUUCCAGGAAGCUUCGCCCUUCAUCCCUCUGUGUGCGGCCGCCAUGCAGCUAGCCCUGCAACAUCCGCCACAGCCCAUGCAACCGCCCUCUCAUGCCAACCAUGCUUCUAACUCGGCUGCAGCAGCAGGCAGCAAUGGGGUGGUUGGUAACGGGGUGCAUGUGCAAAAUGGAAACGGGCCUGCUGUUGGAGGAGGAGAGGCAACACAUGAAGCUGCGCAGAACAAAGAGUCUCCUAUAGCAGCAGCAGCGACGGCAGCAUCAGCAGCAGCAGCGACGGCAGCAGCAGCAGCAGCAGCAGCAGCAGCGGGCAGUGUGCCGAUACUGACAGUCAGCUCAUUGUCGAAGCGGUUCCUGGUGCCAGGGUGGCGGGUGGGGUGGAUUGCAGUGCACGACCCUCGCCACAUUCUGAAGAACGCCAGGGUCAUCGAGUCUUUGGAGCGAAUCCUGCAGUACGCCCCUCAGCCGUGCUCCCUCAUCCAGGUACGGUGUGAACCUCCAGUGCCCUCCUGUGCCUCCGAAUCCUCUUUCACAGGAAGCAUUGAGAAGGUGCGUCACUUACCGCCGCCCUCCCUGCUGUUCUCAACACCACGCCGCCCUCCUUCCUCCGCGACGUUGACUUUUGAGUCGACUCAAAAGUCUCCCCUGUGUUUCUUCCCCCUCUCCUCGCCGCAGGCCGCCCUCCCUGCCGUUCUCAACACCACGCCGCCCUCCUUCCUCCGCGACCUCACCUGCCAGCUGGCAGAUGCCGCCCGCACCAGCCUGUCUCGGGUCGGCGCCAUUCCGGGCCUGGAGUGCCCCAGUGAACCGCAGGGAGGGAUGUUCCUCAUGGUAUGUGGGUGGCCAGUCACUAUUGCCAUUCCGGGCCUGGAGUGUCCCAGUGAACCGCAGCGAGGGAUGUUCCUCAUGCAUGUGUGGUCCGGCAUGCGUUCGUGUCGACCUAGCUUGCUUCCCGUCAUUCCCGGACGACAUUUCAUGGUGCAGGCAGCUGCUGCAAGAGCAGAGGGUGGUGUUGAUCCCAGGCACUGCAUUCCGGUUGCCCGGCUGGGACCUGCUCCAUCAUUCCCCUGUGCAGCUCUUGUUCCUCUUUUUCUCCUCCGUCCUUUGCUUCUCCUCGAUCAUCGCAGUGCAGUCCGUGAAUGGAUCGAAUCGCCGAUACUGGCGUCGGACUUGUGUUCCUGUCCUUCGUUCGUCUUCCCUUCGUUUUCCUUCAUUCACCCGUCUCCUCGAUUGCGAUCCUCCACGUCCUUCCUUUUUUCGUCUCCGUCGUCGCAGUCCAGUCCGUUCGUCGCAGGAGUCGCGGUGGCGACGGCGGCUCUCGCGGCGCGGUACGGCAUAGAGGCGUGGCAGGCCUUCAAAGCGCGACCCGCGGUGCCGCGCAUUCGGCGCUUCUACGAGGGAGGCUUCCAGCCGACUAUGACGCGACGAGAGGCUGCUCUGAUUCUUGGGAUCAGGGAGAGUGCAGCGCAGGAGAAGGUGCGGGAGGCCCACAGGCGAGUGAUGACAGCCAAUCAUCCAGACGCAGGUGGCAGCGACCUACUGGCGUCCAAGAUCAACGAGGCAAAGGACUUGCUCCUAGGCCAGACCAAGGGCAGCGGCUCCGCCUUCUGA